This is a messenger RNA of Sinocyclocheilus anshuiensis, 2313 nucleotides long. RefSeq lists its product as uncharacterized. The transcript has 5 exons. Lineage: Eukaryota; Metazoa; Chordata; Actinopteri; Cypriniformes; Cyprinidae. Bases 1 to 2166 code for a protein of 721 amino acids. The record is from RefSeq and is a predicted model, not a curated record.
AUGACUCAUAUAUCAGGGUGCGCCAUAGUGGUCAAAUCCAUUGCUUUCCACUCAAGUCUGCCUGCACCAGUUAUACCUGAGAUGGGUAGACGGGCAACUGAUCACACGACUCCAGUGCCAGUUCUUGGAGAGCCUGCACUUGUUGGGACACGUGUCUGGAGGACCGUGGCAAAUGGGACCAGUAGUAUGGCGACCCUCACACUGUCUCAUCACUGUAACGUCGGUGUGCAGACGUCACCUGCGAUGAAAAACAACCAACUACAGCUAAACGGCAAACAUGUGGAUACUUGUAGCAGUCAAUCAGAAAACAAAGUGAUCAUGCCACCUAACGGCCACAUCCCAAACGAGGCUGGUAAACAGGAGGAUAACGGAAAAGAAAAAACUAAAAGUAUCAUUUAUAAACGAAAAAGUCUGGAGACUAAAAUGAAAAAGGGUGUGACUUUUGAGGGACUGGAGAGGGAUAUUUGUAAAAACAUCAGAGAAGAAGUCCAGUGCCAUAAUUGUCCAAUCAGAACCAGUCCUCCGUUGAGAGGUGUGGCUAACAACAGGUUAAACCCGAGAAGGAAUUGUCACUUCACCAAUGGGAGUGUGGUUGACUCUGAGGUAAUGGGUGGGAUCAGCAGUGACAUCAGUGAAGGGGAGGAGUCUACCACUGGAAAGAAAAAAACGUUACCUCCUCGCUCACCUCCUCACAGACCUCCUGUGACCAUCUGCAGCACUUGUGGUGGAAGACAGAAUCCAACACCUCCUGGACUUUACAGCCAAAUAAGGAUGUUUACACCGCCAACUUCCGCAGGUUCUCUGGGACUCCAGUCAAGACAUUCAUCCCCUCUUUACCCUGGGAAGGACGUGCAGGAAUACACGCAGAGCACACGCAGUGCUACACAGUCAGACCAGCAGACAGAGCCUACGGUUUUCAGACGCUCUGUCCUGAAUCAGCUUAAUAAUGACACUCUUGAGUCCUCAUUACUAGCCAUCGCUUCCGCUAGGGCUUUUCCUCAAGCUACAACACACAACAGGACUGAAUUGAAAUCUUGGAGUGACACAGAGUCAAAGAAACAAACUGAUAUUAAGGCAGUGGAACCAGAAGGUCAAAUGACCAAUGGCUCACAACACUCGCUUCAACCUCCAAACAAACCACCUCCUUCUUGUCGACCUCCUAAACCUUCCUCUGCACCUCCACAAGCACCAGCUUUUAAAUUCGUAAAUGGGAACCUGAAUGUGGCCUCCAAUCAAAACCCACUUUUGGAUCCCUCAGACACUUUGCCUACAGAGCACGCACAGAAAGACGGGAGUCUCCAGAACUCAAAGACACAGAUGGAAUCUCGUUCUGAAGCGGUUGGGUCCAUCCCAAGUGAACGCUGUUCCAUAAUGCACGACCAUCCGGGUUCUGCGGUAAGGUUGCUGCCUGCAUCCCCUAAAUGUGGCAGUCUGCGGGACCCUAAGUGUAGAUUAGAGAUGGUAGAGGCGAGUCUGCAGUCAAACAAGGAAAGAGUCACAACUCUGCUCAACGUCAUCCAGGACCUGGAGAUGAGCCAUGCAAUCAGCAAAGGUCGGCGAUGUUUUCGGACUGGCCAAGACCUCAGUGACUGUUCCACCUGUCAGAAGACUGCAUGUGCUGUCUACAGUGUGGAGUAUGACUUCCGUCAACAGGAGAGAAGAUUCAAGGAACUCCUCCAGAGUCUGUGCCCAUCAUGCCCAGAGAGGAAAGAAGGAUCUCUUUCUUUACUCACCUCACUCAUUCAGAAUCACAAAUUACACCAGCUAAAUGCAAACAUUAUGACCCAAAGCCAAUCUGAGAGUCAAACCCACAGACAGCCUCAGAUUAUUUCUCAGAUUCAGUGCCAGAUUCGGUCUCAGUCUCAAACUCAGUCGCAGCCACAGAUUCAGUCUCGGCCUCAGGCUCAGCCACAGAUUGUGUCUCGGAUUCAACCUCAGAUUCAAUCUCAGUCACAGAUUCCGUUUCAGCCACAGAUUCAAUCUCAAAAUCAGAUUAUAUCUCAGAUUCAAUCCCAGACUGAGAUUAUGCCUCAGAUUCUGCCUCCGAUUCAGAUUCAGUCUCAAGGUCACCCCCAGAAUCAGUGCCUGUUCAAGGCUAAAAUCAAAAGGAAGAAAUUAUGCAGGAAGCUGUUUAGCUGGCUGCCACACAAAGUCCAAAGGAAAUGACUACAUAAUGCCAAGUAUCUGAUUUUCAUGCAUGACUCUCAACCCUCUGGUAUGUGGAGUCACAACUCCUUUUUCUCCUAAUGCAGUCGGAAGUCUGAUAUAUUUUGUGGAAUGGAGCAAUAUUACAUGGCAUUCUGUGACUGAACU